GAUCUGAACAGAACGUUUUCCUGCGCCAGGAAGGAGCAGAGCCCUCCCAAACGUCACCUCACCGGCGAUGCCCGGCGUGCCGCCCUUCUCCUCCGCCGUCUCCAAGCUCCACUCGCGAUGCCACUCCCUCUCCACCAUACAGCAGCUGCACGCCCACCUCCUCCACCACGACCGCCCCAUCCCCUACAACCACUUCCUCUCCAAGCUCCUCUCCAUCUCCUCCUCCUCUUCCCCCUCCACCGCCGCCGCAGACUACGUCCACCUCCUGCUCACCGCGCACCCUACCCCCACGGCCUUCUCCUUCAACGUGGCCCUCCGCUUCUUCGCGGCCUCCCGCCCACGCACCACCCUCCAGCUCUCCCUCCGCAUGCUCCGCGCCGCGCUCCGCCCGGACGCCUACACGCUCCCGUUCCUCCUCCUCGCUGCCGCCCGGUGCCCCGCACCCGCCUUCGCCGCCUCGGCGCACGCGCUCCUGCAGAAGCUCGGACUACACAACCACGAUCACACCGUCCACUCCCUCGUCACCAUGUACUCCAACCUCGGCCGGCCCCGCGCCGCCCGCAGGGUGUUCGACGGAAUCCUCCGCCGGGACGUCGUGUCCUGGAACUCCAUGAUAAAGGCGUACCAGGCGGCCGGGAUGAAGGACGACGCGGCACGCAUGUUCCGCGCGAUGGUUGCGGAGGGCGCGGUGCCGCCCAACGCGGUGACCGUGGCAGUCGUGCUCGCCGCGUGCAGGGACGCCGGCGACCUGGCGCUCGGCAGGUGGCUGGAGGAGUGGGUGAAAUCUGUGGGGAUGGAGGUGGGGUCGCUCGUCGGUUCGGCUCUUGUCGGGAUGUAUGAGAAGUGCGGAGAGAUGGCGGAGGCGAGGAGAGUGUUCGAUGCCAUCGCUCACAAGGAUAAUGUCGCUUGGAAUGCCUUGAUUACUGGGUACGCACAGAACGGCAUGUCAAAGGAAGCCAUUUCCUUAUUUCACAGCAUGCGGCAAGCAGGGGCACGCCCAGAUAAGAUAACCUUGGUAGGGGUGCUCUCGGCCUGUGCUGCAGUUGGAGCUCUGGAGCUAGGCACUGAACUCGACCGCUAUGCCUUGCAAAGAGGCUUCUACAGCAAUGUCUAUGUUGGGACUGCUUUAGUGGAUAUGUACUCAAAGUGUGGAGAUCUUACCAGAGCCAUACAAGUGUUUGAGAAAUUGCCAUGCAAGAAUGAAGCUUCAUGGAAUGCCUUGAUUUGCGGUCUUGCCUUUAAUGGGCGAGGCCAGGAAGCCAUUCGGCAGUUUGAACUGAUGAGGAAGCAGGAAGGGCUCCGUCCGGACGAUAUCACUUUCAUAGGAGUACUUUCUGCCUGUGUGCAUGCAGGGUUGCUGAAAGAUGGUCGACGUUGGUUCGAUUCCUUGACAUCUGAGUUCCAAAUCAUUCCCAAGAUCGAGCACUACUCCUGCAUGGUUGAUUUAUUGGCACGUGCUGGACAUUUAGAAGAAGCAUGGGAUUUCAUUGAGAAGAUCCCUGGUAAGCCAGAUGCAGUGAUGUUGGGGGCUUUGCUUGCUGCUUGUCGGAAAUGCAAAAAUGUUGAGGUCAGUGUUAGGGUCAUCAACAAGAUCAUGCUGCUGGAGCCCUCAAACUCAUGGAACUAUGUGGUUUCAUCCAAGAUAUAUGCAAGCUCAGAUAGAUUGGAUGACUCUGCACGGAUGAGAGGGCUGAUGAGAGAGAGAGGUGUCAGCAAAAUUCCAGGUUGCAGCUGGAUUGAGGUUAGCGGCAGAGUUCUUGAAUUCUAUGCAGGGGAUGAACCACAGCAUGGUGUGGAGGAUAUGUAUCAACUCCUUGACACGCUUGUUGAUGAGAUGAGACUGGAGGGAUAUGUUCCAAAUCUUGAUCUGGUUUAACACCCAACCAGAUGCGGAUCAACUUGGUUAUUGCAGUCUUACUGAAAUUUGCUUUCUGGGUUGGUAUUCAUGUCAAGGAGGCUGUCAUGCGUGAAAGAAAGGAGGCGACUGUUGUUUUUUCUCAAAGGAGCAGAAACAUCAGCUGACAUGCUGAAUAUAAAUGUCAGACCUCCAAGACGGAACAUUGCUUUGCGUUCCUUCUCUAUGACUGGAUACCAGGAUUGAACCAGGUCUAUUUUGAAUCACCUACCAACAGAGAUCUUUGAAUUUUGUGGCAGCAUGCCAAGUCAUGUGCAAAGGUUGGCUGUUUGAGCUCUGUCUAUGAAAAUACCUGAUUCGGUUGUAGCUUCCCUUGAAACUUCCAACGGACGAUUUCAGUUCGCUAAUGGACUCGAUUGGUUUUGCGA
Hordeum vulgare subsp. vulgare (domesticated barley) is the source of this 2283-nucleotide messenger RNA. Its product is annotated as pentatricopeptide repeat-containing protein At2g34400. The coding region runs from base 68 to 1876 and encodes 602 amino acids. The record is from RefSeq and is a predicted model, not a curated record. Gene Ontology annotation, biological process: RNA modification. Gene Ontology annotation, molecular function: RNA binding; protein binding. Lineage: Eukaryota; Viridiplantae; Streptophyta; Magnoliopsida; Poales; Poaceae. The transcript has 2 exons.